Messenger RNA from Salvelinus sp. IW2-2015, 4984 nucleotides. RefSeq names its product E3 ubiquitin-protein ligase TRIM36-like. Gene Ontology annotation, cellular component: acrosomal vesicle. Gene Ontology annotation, molecular function: ubiquitin-protein transferase activity; zinc ion binding; protein binding. The record is from RefSeq and is a predicted model, not a curated record. NCBI's taxonomy places the organism in Eukaryota, Metazoa, Chordata, Actinopteri, Salmoniformes, Salmonidae. Gene Ontology annotation, biological process: acrosome reaction; spindle organization.
GAUGUACAGUGAGGGCGGGGUUACGCAUCAAAGAUUAUUUCUCUUGAUAAAUCUUGCAGAAUGUUCUCCUCAAGCAGCUGGGGAAUGAAUUGUAUGCUAUUUAGGCUGCUCGAUGUACUGAGGAUGAAGAUGCAACCAUAUUUCUCCGAAUGUUACCUUCUCUCUUUUGGAAGCCAAUCGAUUUUUACAGUAUUUGUUAGGAUAUUUAUUUGUUAUUGACCCAUUUUGUUAAUUAUAAUCCCUGCAUUUUGUCGACAUUAUAAAUAAUUAUGUCGGAUACUGCGGAUACCGAAGAAAAUCAGGAUAUGCUACCGAGUUUGGUCGAGCAGAUAGUCCAGCGAAUAACAGCCGGAGAGGUCCCUAUCAAGAACAUUGAGCGUGAACUCAUUUGUCCGAUCUGCAAGGAGCUGUUUACACACCCACUCAUCUUGCCCUGUCAGCACAGCGUUUGUCACAAGUGUGUCCGAGACCUGCUGCUAUUGAACCAUGAGGAUUCUUUCGAUGCAGGCUCAGAGUGUUCCCUCCCUGGGAGCCCAGGGCUCCGAUCCAGAGUGCACUCGCCAAGCAUGGAGAGGCUGGAUAGGCUUGCAAGAUCAGGCUCUAUCUCCUCACCAGGAUGGAGGCGUGGCUCUGUGACCCCCCGCAUCACCACUUUCCCAUGCCCGGGUUGCCAACACGACGUGGACCUGGGCGAGCGGGGCAUGAGCAUGCUCUUCCGGAACUUCACCCUGGAGAGCAUUGUGGAGCGCUACCGGCAGGCAGCCCGCGCCGCCGUGGCCAUCAUGUGCAACAUGUGCAAGCCGCCCCAGCAGGAGGCUACCAAGAGCUGCAUGGAUUGCAAGGCCAGCUACUGCAACGAGUGCUUCAAGUUCCACCACCCCUGGGGCACCCCCAAAGCCCAGCACGAAUAUGUGGGGCCCACCAUGAACUUUAGGCCCAAGGUGCUGAUGUGUCCGGAGCAUGAGAUGGAGAAGGUCAACAUGUACUGCGAGGUGUGCCGGCGUCCAGUCUGUCACCUGUGCAAGCUGGGAGGCUCUCAUGCAAACCACAAAGUCACAACCAUGAGCAGCGCCUACAAGAUCCUCAAGGAGAAGCUAUCAAAGGCUAUCCAUUACUUAAUCAGCAAAGAGGACCAAGUGAAGACUCAGAUUUCCCACCUGGAAGUGUUGAUCAAUGAAACCGAGGAGAACGGCCAGUUGGCGGAGCGUCGGACCAACGAGCACUUUGAGCGACUGUUCGAGACCCUCCAGGAGAGGAAGUUUGAGAUGCUGCGCUCCAUCGAGCAGUCGAGGACGCGGCGUCUGGACCAGCUUCGGGGCCAGGUGGACGAGUACCAGGGCAUGUUGGAGAACAGCGGCCUGGUGGGUUAUGCCCAGGAGGUUCUCAAGGAGACGGACCAGUCCUGCUUUGUUCAGACUGCCAAGCAGCUUCACACCAGGAUCGCGAAAUCCACCGAGUCUCUGAGGACAUUCCACCCCGUGGCCGACCCCUCCUUUGAUGAGUUUGUGCUGGAAACUUCCAGAGAGGAGACUCUGCUGAAGGAGCUAUGUUUUGGGGGAGUCCCUGACCCUCCCAUCAUCGAUCUGUCCCGCAGUCGCGUCUACAACGAAGGCCUGGUGUGCUGGCAGUUGGCUGAGGACACCCUGGCCACAGACCACCAGGUGCUGGAGUACAGGAAGCUGGGUGUUGAGAAGGACGAGGAGGAGGGCAGCAGCCGCUGGCGCCCCACAGUCCCGGUGUACGGCCCCAGCACAGUGGUGUGCGACCUGGAGGCCAACAGCCUCUACUCGUUCAGAGUACGCAGCUGCCGCAACUCCCUCUACAGCCCCUACAGCCCAGAAGUCACCUUCCACACACCACCUGCUCCAGUGUUUGGCUUCCUGUUCAAUGACAAGUGCGGCUUCAGCUCGGAGCGGCUGACGUUGAGUAAGCUGCGUGACUCGGUGGAGAGUGCGGCCGGCAUGGCCUUCCUGCUGGCUGCUGAGCGUGUGCAGACAGGCAGCUACAUGGGCCUGGACUACAUCAUCGGUGACACGGGCAUCUCUCAGGGCAGACACUACUGGGCCUUCCGCGUGGAGCCCCACUCCUACUUAGUCAAGGUGGGCGUGGCCUCUGAUUCCAAGCUGCUGGAGUGGAUCCACAACCCCCGGGACACUAGUAGCCCCAGGUACGACCACGACAGUGGGCACGACAGUGGCAGCGAGGACGCGUGCUACGACCUGUCCCAGCCCUUCACCCUGCUCACCGUGGGCAUGGGCAAAGUGUUCAUACCCAAAGCAUCUAUCUCUUCCGCCACCGCCGGCAAUGACCACGGCAACCGGGUGCUGCCCAUGCCCCAGCGCAUUGGCGUGUACCUGGACUACGAGGCGGGCCGUGUCUACUUCUACGACGCAAACACCAUGAGAUGCCUUUACGAGCGGCAAGUGGACUGCACCGGUACCAUGUAUCCCGCGUUUGGCCUCAUGGGUAGUGGCAAGGUUCAUCUAGAGGAGUUCAUCACAGCAAAGCGGCUGUCGUAUAUGUGAGAUGUUGGGCCUUCCACACACCAAAGUCUCUCUCGCACUCUCAACACUUGCCUUUGAGCUCAUGUUUCUCUCUCUCUGCUUUCAGUCAGGUAUAUUUUUGUAGUGAUUUGUUUGUGUGUGUAUGUACACACUAUUUCAGUUGAUUAUGAUCAUGCCAUUUCUUUGUUUUAAUGAACAGCUAUUUAUAUUGUACUACUAAGUCCAGUAAUAUGUAGCCAAGAGAAACUCGAAGAGCCUUGUAGCUAGUCCCACUCUUGUGCCUUUCAUGAUAAAUAGGUAAUCUAGCAAAUGCUGUAAUUUGUCUAAUAAUAACUGUGCAAAACAGCAAGGUUAGUCAUCAGUUACAAAGGUGAGAGAGUGUAUCUAAGUCACAAGGACCCCUCGGUUGAGAAACAUCCCUACCAAAAACUGAGACAAAACGUAUACCUAAUCAAUGUCCUUUGACAAGACUCACGGUCAACACCGGUUGGGUAGACCGCAUUCGAAUUUGGACACAUUCUCACAGGUGUUUUAUUUAAAAGACUACCACACCUUUCACAUAUUCUCUCAAAACCUACUCACUACUUCAAAGCAGAGCACAUUUAUCUGAAUUGUAACACUAGGCAUUCACAGGGUGGAAUUCAAACGUGAGAUCUGCGUGUGCAACUCAGACUUCCCAUGUAAAUCAUGGUGUCAACUUUUGGAAUUGUGAGUUGACACAGGCCGAUCUCAAGUUAAAAUUGCGCUCUCACCGAUUUUAGUUGUUAAUCACAAAAUGUUGACAUUAAUUAAUUGAACUCUGACACGGCUGUCUCGGAUGCAGUUGUUCAACAGCAGUGAAUGUUUUCCUUUUAGCACCAAGAAUGUGAAACCUAGGACACCUGACAGGUUCUUACUACACAUACUUCCACGGAACUCUCUGCUACGAUGUAGUUCCUUUUUUGGACUACUUCAUAUUAGAAAAGUCUACAGAACUUACAGCCAGUUGUUACACAAGUUGUUGAUUUGGCUCUUGAGAAUCAAGAGGGGGCAGUGUUUCAGAACAUUUAGAUAGAAAAUAUAUUAUGCAAAUCGACCAAAUUCUCUGUCCUCUAGAAAAAGGUGUCAUUUUGACUCUAUACAUUACUUUUAUCUCAUUGUGAACAUUUCACCCGACUGAAUACACCCCUGGUCAGCUCUGGCUUUCCUACAUGCGUUUCUGGACAGGACUAUCUGUAGAUCCAGUCAUGUUUGUGUUUUGUUGAGGGUAAGGGUAAUCGGUGUGUGUUUUCUCAGGUUUGUGGCCUGUGGGCCUUAUGCUACCUACCUCCUAUCGGCCCUGGAAAUCCUUUUAAAACUAUACCUUCCUCCUCGGAACAGGACUUAACUUUCCUUUGCAGCUUCUAUAAAUACAUCACAAUUUUAUUAUACCGUAAUAUAUCAGCCUUUAAGCUUGUUAUUAUCCAAUAAUAAACUGGAAUUAACUUUUUUUUCCAUUUCAACCUCCAUGUACAUAUCUAGUGUGACAUUUUCUGUCAAAUAAAACCUAGAUCUGCAAUUUAUUCUCGGAGUUUGUAUCUGCUGUGAAGUUACUCAAGGCUUAAUGGAAAUUGGUGGAAAAUUGUAAUUGGACCUAGAUGUAAUCAUGUCUGCCUGAAUUUGUGAAGUGAGCAAUUUAAAACUGAACAUACACAUCCCCCUUUCUGUGUUUGAUGUGCUUAGGUCCAUUUGAGUGUAGCGUUUCCUAGAAUUUGUGGUGUUAUUUUGUUGUUGCUUAUCUGAAUCCUAUAAGGUCAUGUUGAGUAACAACGUAAUCUGUAGUUUUAAACUCAAUUCCUAUUUACUUUAGAAUUGGUGCGCAUCAUUUAGAGUAAUUCUCUACCAUUCCUUUUAGGGCACAACACCUCUACCUGUUCCUUUUGGAAUGACUGAAACACCUUUAAAAAGUCUAUGCACUUAAUUAACAGGUUCAGGGUUGUUUAUUCAUCACAGAAUGCAUUAUUAUAUACAGAACAAACUGAAUGUCUCUUAGAUUAGGUGUUUGUGUUCAUUUGCUUUUCUUGGGUCAAGUCACUGGUGGCCACAGCAGCUGUGUCUUUCACGGUCGAUGUAUGGUAGAGGUUUACUAUAUAGUGCGCAUAUUUUAGCGACAUAUCACUGCUAAUUUUAGAAAAGGGAAUCAUAUGGCUUUCAGUAGUAAGUUAAACCAAAUAUUCUGCAGACUCUCAAUCAAAUGGUUCAAGCUAGCACUUUAAACUGUAGCAUGUAUGCCUCUCGGCUGUGCAGGUCUGUAUGAAUUGGUGUGCAAUAUUAUGUAGAAUGCAGGAAAUAGGCCUAUUGUUUUCUCCUGUAAGUAAUGGGUUGCGAUGUUUGCUUUCUGUGAGUAUAAUGCUUUAAUGAACAUGAAGCUUUGUUGGUCAUCAGAUUCUUGAAAUACUAAGCUUUUUUUUUUAUUUGCUGUUUGUUGAUUUGUAUGAAAUAAACUAGUGUUUUAAACCAAU